Molecule: messenger RNA, 198 nt
Organism: Protopolystoma xenopodis
Lineage: Eukaryota; Metazoa; Platyhelminthes; Monogenea; Polystomatidea; Polystomatidae
Source: the annotation of a GenBank genome assembly
AUGGUGCUACGAAUGGCCAGACUCACUGACGAUGCCGACUUCGAUCCCGGCGAAAUGUCUGGGAAUGUACCACGUUCACGGUCCAACUCUGGAAAUGAUGAUGCAUACAAUGGACUCCGGACAACGUUCGUUCUUCUAAGUCUUCCUACCAAUGUGAACAAGUUUGGAAAACAAGGUCAAACAACUUCUAUACAAUGA